AUGGCCGUGAACUUUACUCAAAUCCCGACCAUUGACUUGGCCCACGCGCAGUCUCCGGUUACGAAAGCCUCGUUCUUGUCAGACCUCAGAGAUGCGAUUGUAAAGGUCGGAUUCUUCUACGUGAAGAAUCAUGGCGUGCCAAACAAUGUCGAGCGGAACUUCGUAGAGCAAUCGGUCAAAUUCUUCGAUCUGCCCUUGGAGGACCGCCUGGAAGUUGAGAUGCUGCAUAGCAAGCAUUUCCUUGGUUAUGUUCGCGAGCAAAACGAGAAAACAGCACAGCGGACUGACUUUCGCGAGACAUUCAAUCUUGGGAUGGACCUGGCCGCUCCAGGAGAAGAAGAGCCCGCCUAUCGCAAUAUGAGCGGUCCCAAUCUGUGGCCCAACGAGACUGCCAUUCCGGGAUUCCGGGCAGCAAUGGAGGAUUAUGUGAAGCACAUCCAGACGUUGGGUGACGACUUCAAAGUCCUGGUAGCCGAAGCGUUGGACUUAGAGCCAACAGCCUUUCUCCGCUUUUUCGACGAACAACCGCAAGAUAGGCUGAAGCUCGCCAAGUACCCUGUUCCAUCCUCUAUUGCCGACAGUGAGCCAUCAGGCUCCUUUCAGGGAAUCGGACCGCACAAGGACAGCAGCUUCCUAACCUUCCUUCUACAGGGAACGCCACACCGUGGCCUUGAAGUUCAGAAUAAAUCAGGGGAAUGGAUCCCUGCUCCCCCGAUUCCUGGAACAUUGGUCGUGAACAUCGGUCGCAUGUUUGAGGCACUGACCGGGGGUGUUGUGACAGCCACCACGCAUCGAGUCAGUCUGGAAGAGAAGAAUUUCGUGGAUCGCGAUGGCCGACCUUUGGGUCCUCGGUUCUCGUUUCCCAUGUUUCAGCUUCUGGCCCUAGACCUGAGGCGAGACCAGAUGACUUUAGAUAUGCCCCCCCACAUAGUAAAGCUGGCCAAGGAGAUCAAGGUCAUGUCGGAUGCAGAGAAGUUCUUUGAGGAAAUGUUCCGGGAUUGUGCUGGUAGCGGGCUUUUCAUGGCGCGUGUCAUCAAGCACGAAGACGUGGCGCGCAAGUGGUAUCCAGAUGUGUUAGAUAAUGUCCUGAAGGCGCAAAAGGCGGAGCUUGGUCACUAA
Molecule: messenger RNA, 1119 nt
Organism: Aspergillus oryzae RIB40
Lineage: Eukaryota; Fungi; Ascomycota; Eurotiomycetes; Eurotiales; Aspergillaceae
Product: isopenicillin N synthase family dioxygenase
Exons: 3
Coding region: 1-1119 (372 amino acids)
Molecular function (GO): dioxygenase activity
Source: RefSeq, a predicted model, not a curated record